Chelonoidis abingdonii (Abingdon island giant tortoise) is the source of this 3443-nucleotide messenger RNA. It is a transcript of the gene HMBOX1, whose product is annotated as homeobox containing 1. Gene Ontology annotation, molecular function: double-stranded telomeric DNA binding. Lineage: Eukaryota; Metazoa; Chordata; Testudines; Testudinidae. Gene Ontology annotation, cellular component: nucleus. Gene Ontology annotation, biological process: positive regulation of DNA-templated transcription. The record is from RefSeq and is a predicted model, not a curated record.
UUGGAAGCUGAGGGAUUUUCACCCCCCAUUGCUCCCCUCCCUCUGCACCCCCAUUAUUCUCCCCUUCACACUGGGACUGGGGAUCCCCCUCGCUGGUGCUGUUAAAUGGUGAGGUGGAGGAGUGACCAGGAUCCAGAGAAUGGUAAAUAACACUGACGACCCCUGAGAGGCUUUCUGACUUGCCCUCCUCAUGUAAAGUAUGCUCAGAACCUUUCCAGUAGUGCUGCUGGAAACCAUGUCUCACUACACAGAUGAACCCAGAUUUACUAUAGAGCAGAUAGAUCUGCUUCAGCGCCUGAGACGUACUGGAAUGACCAGACACGAAAUCCUCCAUGCCUUGGAAACCUUGGACCGUCUCGAUCAAGAGCAUAGUGACAAGUUUGGAAGGCGGUCUAGCUAUGGAGGCGGUUCCUAUGGCAACAGUACCAACAAUGUUCCAGCAUCUUCCUCUACAGCCACAGCUUCUACACAGACUCAGCAUUCUGGGAUGUCCCCAUCACCUAGCAACAGUUACGACACCUCUCCACAGCCUUGCACUACUAAUCAGAAUGGGAGGGAGAGUCACGAGAGGUUGUCAGCGUUCAAUGGGAAGAUGUCACCCACUCGCUAUCCACUUGCAAACAGCUUGGCUCAAAGGUCGUACAGUUUUGAAGCCUCUGAAGAGGACUUGGACGUAGAUGACAAAGUGGAAGAAUUGAUGAGGAGGGACAGCAGCGUGAUAAAGGAGGAAAUCAAAGCCUUUCUCGCCAAUCGGAGGAUUUCCCAAGCAGUUGUUGCACAGGUAACAGGUAUCAGCCAGAGCCGGAUCUCUCAUUGGCUGUUGCAGCAGGGGUCAGACCUGAGUGAACAAAAGAAAAGGGCAUUUUACAGAUGGUACCAGCUUGAGAAGACGAACCCUGGGGCUACAUUAAGUAUGAGACCUGCUCCAAUCCCAGUAGAAGAGCCAGAAUGGAGACAGACGCCUCCCCCAGUCACAGCUACCUCUGGGACCUUCAGACUACGGCGAGGCAGUCGGUUCACAUGGAGAAAGGAGUGCCUGGCAGUUAUGGAAAGUUACUUCAAUGAGAAUCAAUAUCCUGAUGAGGCAAAGAGAGAAGAAAUUGCAAAUGCCUGUAAUGCAGUUAUACAAAAGCCAGGCAAAAAGUUGUCAGAUUUGGAACGAGUUACCUCCCUUAAAGUGUACAACUGGUUUGCCAACAGGAGAAAGGAAAUCAAGAGAAGAGCCAAUAUCGAAGCAGCAAUCCUGGAGAGCCAUGGCAUAGAUGUACAGAGUCCCGGAGGCCAUUCCAAUAGUGAUGACGUCGAUGGGAAUGACUAUUCAGAGCAGGACACUUGGCAAGUACGCAAUGGGGAGGAGGAGGGAAGAUGUUCAGAGGGAGGCAGAGAAGCAGAGAAGGUAGAAGAAGACAGGAGGAUCUGCUCCAAACAAGAUGACAGCACUAGCCAUAGUGACCACCAAGAUCCCAUUUCAUUAGCCGUGGAAAUGGCAGCAGUAAACCACACCAUCUUGGCAUUGGCCCGGCAAGGAACCAACGAAAUCAAGACAGAGGCCCUAGACGACGACUGAUACAAAGAAGGGGGAGGGUCAAAGAAAGAAGUAACUUAGUUUUAGACGUAGCACCUUAGCAAACUUUCCUCGGUCCUUAAUAUGUGUUCUUCUUACAGUAUAACUUUGCAGUUUCUUGUACGUCAGUUAGCUGUUAGGGUCUUGUUCUGUGAAGAUGGCAUGGUGCCCUCAGCCUUUGCAUAUACUCUCUCAGUAUUAAUUCCCAGUAAAUAAUCAGUCAACCAACCAACCUCCCUCUCCCAGCCCCAGUGGCUCGAAAAUCUUGCUGCUUUGUCUUAGCAUUCCAAGAAAGUGCUUCCAGGUAUUUUAGAGAGUCCUCAGUUCCAAGUCUUAGGCUACAUUUCAAAUCUUGGAUACCCUUAGCCAUCAUGUAAAACUAGUCUGUACGCUUUUCCUUCUCCAAGACUGAAAGGAUGGAAGCUGAGGUAGAGGCACAGGGUCGAUGGACACCAUAUUGAGAGUAUCAACAGAGAGUAAAAAGAACACUAGAAACCCCACUUCAGCAUGGGAAUAAGUGAUUUCCAGCUGCAAUAAGCCGUGCCUCACUGGUCACACAGUGACUUGAUAUACUUCUUUUGGGUACUGCACUGAGAAUAUCCAUGGGAAACAUAUUCACACAUUUCGGUUGAUGCUCACAUAUUCAACACAGACAUCCUCUACUCUCACAAGCUGCAUGGCUUAGUGGAUAAAAUACUGCCUUCUGCCUCUGGGACCAUGAUAGAAGCCCAGCCUGGGAUCACAUGAAAAAUGAGCUGAAUGUCUAAUGGACGGCAGUCCACUUCUCAAAACCACUAUUCAUUAUUUGGCACGUCUAGCAGUGCCUGCUCCGAAGAGGUCUAGACUCCAUCAAUCUCUCAUAGAAGUUGCGUUACCUUUUGUUCUUCCUCUCACCUUUUCCCCCUCCAGCCCCUCUCAAAAGCAAUGUUUUCAAAAAAGGGAUUAAGAUAAUAAAUGGGUGAGUUUGUACAAGUCUGUGUAACUACUGCCUGCAAUCUAACAGGCCUGAAAGGUUAUUGGAGGACUUUGGUAUCUAGUUUCUGCUAGUUAUCAACAUGGCAUCAAUAUUCACCCAAAUAUGAACACUUCUUAAAAGGCAGGAAGAUCUCCUCCUUGAGAUAUAGGGUGUAAUGCUUUUGUGUUCUCUUUACUCUGUCUUGUUAUGGUGUAAGAGAGCUGUACUGCUACAGACAAUUUAAUUAAUAAUGGGAAGCCAUAUUGAUAAUGGAUGUGGUAAUAUUUGUAAAGCAAACCUACUUUAAGUAGCAGAAACUAACGAAAUUGUUUUUCCUUGAUCACAUGUAGCACUUUUGUUACUUUUUUCUUAAAGAUAUUUAUAUUUGAUAAACCUUUUUUUUAAUCAUUUGAGAAUUCGAAAUACCAAACGACGAACUUGCAUUACAGAGUCACCCUGUGAUCACCUUGUCAUCUAGUAUCUAAAUGAUGAACUGUGUAUGCAUCUAAGAAAAUUACAUCUGCUGGCAUUGUGUGGAAGUGAUCUCUGGCAUCCUGAUAAAAGUGAUAUGUCGCUGCCGGUAAGAGGAAACUGUUCACUGGAAGCAGCACGGGAUAUGUUAGAGACGGCUAGGCUCCAUUAUAUCUUUGAAAAAAUUAAUGCAUUUACAUAGCAUUUCCACUGCAUUCCAUUUUAUCUUCUCUGCUGUAUGGAAAUGGUUUCAGAGGAAAGGUGGCUUAGUUUUGAAGCAUGGCUUUCCUUUGUCUUUUGUCCAUUUUUAAAGGUGAAGGGAAGUUACUAUGACUUGUUUCGGUUUUAUUCCUUCCCAUCUCCUCCUCCUCCCCCAGCUUUGCAAGAUGUUUGCAACUUGAAACCAUCAGAUAUAAUUGCCAGCACUUAGAAAAAGAAAGAAAGAAAAAAAGA